Molecule: messenger RNA, 3281 nt
Organism: Lates calcarifer (barramundi perch)
Lineage: Eukaryota; Metazoa; Chordata; Actinopteri; Centropomidae
Gene: dzank1
Product: double zinc ribbon and ankyrin repeat domains 1
Exons: 21
Coding region: 106-2328 (740 amino acids)
Biological process (GO): eye photoreceptor cell development
Molecular function (GO): protein binding
Source: RefSeq, a predicted model, not a curated record
CGGUGGUUGCUAUAGUGACGCUUCUGUAAACGGCAGCUGACCGGAGUCGGAUCAACUGAUCAGCAACCUGCCGCUGUUCAUCACCGCGAGUAAACAGUCGUCAUCAUGACAGCAGGAGCGGUGUCAGCUCCACUCAUCAUUCCCAUCGUCCUGCAGACACACAGAGCCAAGAACCACAUCGACACCAACACACCUGUCUCCAUCCAGUCAGACACUCCAGGUGUGCUGAUCUUCUACACCCUGGAUGGGUCGAAGCCGGUAGCGGUGCAGCGGGGCUCAGCGGGCAGCAGCAGGAAGUACAGCGAGCCCAUCCUGCUUCCUGCUGGUCGAGUGUCUGUCAGAGCUGUGGCUGUCUCCAGUGAUGGCAGACAGAGCUCCACAGUGACGAAGGUUUUCUCCGUUGAACUCACUGAUUCACACAGCAGGAAGGAGAUCGAGGAGAACUUCCUGUUUGAUGACCAGCAGUGUCCGAUUGAAGGAACGUCUGGUUCUCCUCAGAACUCUGCAGGUUCUUCACUGAGGCCUCCAGAGCCGAGGAUGAUGGGAAAUGGCUCGCCUCAUUCAGGUCCUCGUUUCCUGAACAGUCGACUGGGCUCUCGGACCCCCACCACAGCCAAGACUGGUUCCCCCCAACGUUCCCAGUCAGAGAGCUCAGGUGUGCUGAAGCAGCUGAGCAGCACGCAGACGUCCCGGAUCCACCGAGAGACCGACUUCCUGCGGUGCGCUCAGUGUUUGAGUUUCCGACCGUCAGACCCGUUUGCUCGGUUCUGUGCUCAGUGUGGAGCUGUGGUUCCUCCGUUACCUGAGCAGAGACUGCCCCCUGCUGAGGGAGGACAGACGGUGCUGUGUGUGUUCUGUAACGCUGUGGUUCCUGUCAACACUCACACCUGUUUGAUCUGUGACGCCUCCGUUCAGCUACGACCACAGGCCAGACUCACACUGCAGGAUCAUGUGGUGUGUGUUACCUGUGGAAGUGGGAAUCCAGCUCACGUCUCCACCUGUCUGACCUGUGAGAGCCGCCUGCAGCCGCAGGUGUGUGUCGGUAACAGCGCCCCCUGUGUCCCAUCAGCAGACGGCAGGAUGUUGUCCUGCUCCAGAUGUAAACGUAUAAACCACAGCGACGCCAGAUACUGUGACUGGUGCGGCUCCAAGCCCGGUCAUGCAGCGAGCUGUGUGACGUGUUGGCAAUGUGGAGCGAGUGGACACCCGUACGCCUUCUACUGUACAGCCUGUGGCGUCUACCUGGAAGCUCCGGCCCCGCCCACAUCCUGCAGUGACAUCACACGACCUGUCAGGGCCACCACCCCCAAACAGGCUUCAAUCUCGACUUCCCAUAAUGCCACCUGGCAGGCCACGCCCUUGUCUGAUGCCGCUCCCAGUGUGAAGAUAGCCCCGCCCACUGUUGAUCAGUGCACACAGACGGUUGGACUCUAUUACCCAUCAGCCACCGAGCUGCACAAGAAGGACCAGCAGAGGGCACGACAGCUCAGCAGACAGCAGGCGACCAGAGACCGCCAACCACUGCUGACCGCCAUCAGCCCGGGCCGAGGUUACUGGAGGAAGCAGCUGGAUCACGUGUGCGCUCACCUGAGGAGUUACACUCAGAACAACGCCUCCUUCAGGACUCUGCUGGGAGAACCUCAUCUGGGCCGGAUGGUUUCUGCUGUGAUUCGAGAAGAUGGAUAUGAAGUCAGUCUGACCAUCAGCUUUGUGUCGGCCAGACGGGAAGAGAAACAGGUGGAUCCUGAAGGUGGCGCUGCAGCAGGUAGUGGUGUUGGAGCAGCAGGUCGGACUGAGACACUGAGUAGCGUCACAGAGAGGUUUGCCGACAGUAAGAACGGUCUGAUGAAGCCCCCAAAACCAAACCUGACGCCCAAACCUCCGGUGAAGGACAUUCAGCUGCUGAAGGAGCUGGGUCCAGGUCGAGGUCAGAUCAGCGUCAUCCAGCAGCUCCUGGAUCAGGGGGCGGACCCCUCCUGUUGCGGCAGCGAUGGCCGACACGCCCUGGCAGUCGCUGUGGUGAACAGUCACCGUGAUGUACUUCCUGUUUUGGUGCAGCGAGGAGCGGAUGUAGACCAGCAGUCCGGACGGAUGAAGAACUCCGCUCUGCAUGAAGCUGCAGCUCUGGGCUCUGAGGGUCUGCAGUGUGCCGAGGUCCUGCUCAGCUGCAGGGCCAGUGUGAGGCGGAGGAACGCCGCCGGUCAGACGGCGUACGAUGUGGCAGUGAGCUCCGGCUCUAACGACAUGGUGUCUCUGCUGGCUGCUCGGACUGGACUGGACCUACUGGGCAAACUGGGAAAACCCAAACUGAACCUGGACGUUUUCUGACCGACACACUGAACGUCCUCCGCUGGUCUUUAUAUGAAGCUCCUCCAGAUGUUGUGAUGUUUGUACAGAUGUUUUAUUAGAUCAAUGUAAUAAAUAAAAACCAGUGAUUGUUGACUGACGUCAGUUUUUACUGAUCAGCACUCGACCUGUGAAUCAGUAAUAAACUGAUCUCUAAACUCUCUCUGAUGUUCAGUUUUUAAACGUGUUUUAACUGAGUGAAGACUUUAACAGAUCAAACAUACUGAGCUCAGUAAUCUGAUCCAGACUGACUGGAUGUAGUCUGUGUUUAUUCCCAUUAAUUCCCAUGGAAAGUUUUUAACCUUGAAAAUUCCUUUAAUUUUGCAGCCCUAAUCGUAUUAACUGGUUUAUUAAUGUUUUUGUGUUGACGCUCCAGUGGAAAAUAAACUUCCUCUGUACAUCCUUUCCUCUUUAACCGUGAGCGAUGUCCAGAACUCUGCAAACUCCGAGUCGCUCUCCCUGAUGUUGUCGACGCCCAGUGGGAAGUCCGACAGCUGAUGACUAAUGGUGAACCUUCAUCACUCAGUCACAGACAUUCACAUCUCUACGACUAAAAAAACUAAAUCAGAGUUAAAAGUGUGUUGUUGUUUAGCAAUGAUAUUCAGUAUUUUACAGCCUCAAGUCUGUCACACGACUUGUUUUUAAAUCAUUAUUUUAUUUUAAACAGUGUUUGAGGUAAAAACACAAACAGCUGUGACUCUGUGUGAAAGCUGCAGCAGCUGCUUCUCUCUCUGCCUGUAGAGGGCGACAUUUCCAGCUCACAGCUCCCCCUGCUGGACACACUGCUGACUGCCCACGAGUAUAAAACCUAAAACACGUUCCUAAACUUCACCUCGGCUUCAAUGAUUCACAAACAUUCAGAUGACAUUCAUAGUGAAGAAAAACUGGUUUUUGUGGGAAACUGAAGGAAAUGAGACAAAAACAAAGUCCAGACA